AUGAUCCAGAGGCAGCGCGUCCAAGCGGCGCAGGUAUGGGUCCAGAUGGGACAGCUUCUGGGUCCAGACCCGGACCGCGGUCCGCCAGUUAAUGACCUCUGUCCACACUCCAUACCAGUUGGUGGCGGUAAUGCGCAUCUACAGGUAUUUGCCAACCGCCAUAAAAUCCUACAAGAAGAAGAAAGGAUUUCCGGUUCCGCUGGCCCCGCCCCCUCUUCCCAAACACGCGGAUCUCUUCGAGUUUUUCAUCCUUUGUUCUCUGUUCGUCAGCAGCCCAGAAGCGGGAGUGUUGAUAAAACUGUAAGAGAGCUGCAGCAGCAGCAGUUGAUGAACUCUGGAAAGAAGUCCAGCAGCUUGAGGAACAUCUGGUCAAAGAAACUGGAGGGAAGCAGGAGCUCAAACAGCGGCAGGACGCAGCAGAGGAAGAGACACCAGAUGAUGGAUGAUGUUUUCCAGCCCAGAUUAGUGCUGCCAGCAGAUGUUAAAGAAGAGGCUCCUGAAGAACAGAGUCCUGAUGUGGAUCAGCAGGAGCCAGAGCCCCUCCAGAUAAAAGAGGAACAGGAGGAACUCUGGACCAGUCAGGAAGGAGAGCAGCUCACUGUGAAGGAGGAGACUGAUACCAGGUUUCCAUUAACUGCAGCUCCUAUCAAGAAUGUUAAAGAAGAGGCUCCUGAAGAACAGAGUCCUGAUAUGGACCAGCAGGAGCUGGAGCUCCUCCACAUAAAGGAGGAAAAUGAAAGAAUCUGGUCCAGCCAGGAUGAAGAACAACUGAAUGUGAAGAAGGAGACUGAUUAUACCAGGUUUCCAGUAACUGUUGUUCAUAUGAAGAGUGAAGAGGAUGAAGAGAAACCUCUGUUCUCUCAGCUUCAUCAACACCAAACAGAAGACAGAGAUCUUCCAAGAAGUAUCUCAAAUGACCAGAUAAAAGUAGAAAUUAAAGAAGAGGACUGUGGAACAUCAGUAUCCAGCAGGAACCCAGAUCUAAAUACUCAUGGAGGCUCUUCCAACUAUUCUGAAACUGAAGAUGGUGAGGAUGAUGAAGAGGAUGAUGAUGUGAAGCAUCAUGAAUCUGAGCUUAAACACUUAUCAGACUCUGAAACUGAAGACAGUGAGGAUGAUUGGAAGGAGAGCAGGACUCCAGGAUCUGGCAGAAACACUGUCAACAAAUAUUUGAGCUGCUCUGAGUGUGGGGGAAAAUUUGCUAACAGACGCUCUCUUCAGAGUCACAUGACAUGUCAUCCAAGAUUAACUUCUUCAGAUUGUUCUGGUAAUGAGACGUGUUUCAGAGAAAAGAAAAACAUAGAUUCGCUCACGAAGUUUCAGACGGGUAGUAAAGAUUUUAACUGUGGUGAGUGUGGUAAAAGUUUUAACUUGAAACGAGAUCUCAAAAGGCACACAAAAGUCCACACAGGAGACAAACCUUUUAGUUGUGAUGCUUGUGGAAAAAGAUUUGCCUGCAAGUCAUAUUUAAACACACACAUGAGAAUUCACACAGGAGACAAACCUGUUAGUUGUGAUACUUCAGCCCAGAAGCUGGAGUGUUGA
This is a messenger RNA of Girardinichthys multiradiatus, 1545 nucleotides long. RefSeq names its product zinc finger protein 436-like. The coding region runs from base 1 to 1545 and encodes 514 amino acids. Gene Ontology annotation, molecular function: DNA-binding transcription factor activity, RNA polymerase II-specific; RNA polymerase II cis-regulatory region sequence-specific DNA binding. Gene Ontology annotation, biological process: regulation of transcription by RNA polymerase II. The record is from RefSeq and is a predicted model, not a curated record. Lineage: Eukaryota; Metazoa; Chordata; Actinopteri; Cyprinodontiformes; Goodeidae. The transcript has 6 exons.